AUGGCAAACGUGGACAGGGAUACUGAAGAGACGCCUCGGACAACCGACCUCUUCUCGAUUCCAUGUGGCUGUCCAAAGCUUGUCGGGGUGGUGCCCCCUCUUGACAACAAUAGUGCCAUCACAUAUCGAUAUUUGAGCUUCAAUACGCUCCUUCCCAAACCGGCGGACAUUGUGUUUCAUGGCGCAGCCGGAUCAUCAACAAAGCCGACGGUCCCGGAUCUGUCCAAAUACAAAUCUCCUCUGCAAUGGCCUCGCUCGCGCAAAUCCUUGAUGCUGGCGCUUUCGUGUAUCGCCACCUUCCUCACUGCUUAUACAGCCGGCUCGUACUCUCCGCCGUCGUAUAUCAUGGCCGAUGACCUUGGUACUUCCCAGCUUUUGGUCUUGGUGGGAAUAACAACCUUCUGCGUUGGGUUCGCUCUCUCGCCCAUGGUCCUGGCGCCAUUAUCAGAAAUAUAUGGCCGUUAUCCGGUUUUCGUCGUUUCUGGGGUAGUUUAUGUGGCCUUUCAGGCCGUCUGCUCCGUUGCACCAACCCUGGCCGUCAUGCUCAUCGCGAGAUUUCUCGUUGGUGUCGGCGGCUCCGUCUUCAGCUCCGUAAUCGGCGGCGUCAUCGCAGACCUGUGGCCAAAGGAGCAGAGAAAUACGCCUAUGGCCCUCUUCAGCGGUGCUGUGCUUGCGGGCACAGGGGCAGGCCCCUUAGUGGCGUCUAUUGUGGUGAAGCGCAUGGGUGUCGAAAAUGGGACGAUGGCCUGGAAAUGGAUCUUCUGGCAUCAGGUCAUCAUCGACACUGUACUUGUUGUUGCUCUUGCUGUACUCUUCGAAGAGAGCCGGGGGUCAGUGAUCCUAUCAAGAAAGGCCAAGGAUCUGAACGACUGGUACCAGGCAAUCGAAGACUCGGGCUACUAUACUAUGUGGCCUGAAGACAUGGAGGAGACCAGCGGGGAUACAGACACGACUUCAGAGUCAGGCGAUAUCCGAUGGUGCUCUUACUCUGGGUCGGCAAACCAUGGUUCAACUUGCGACUCAAGUUGGUCAUGUCCCGCGCGGUGCAGACCCAAGAGACUGCGGUGGCUAGUAAAAGAUGAUGAGAAACAAGAGUCUCUGGUAAAGCUCGUUUCCGUCUCCGUCUCGCGCCCGUUUCACUUGCUGUUCACGGAGCCCGUCGUCUUCUUCUUCUCCGUCUGGUGCGCCUUUGCGUGGGCUGUUCUCUACUGUACGUUCGGGAGCAUUCCUUUGGUGCUGUCACGUACAAGAGGCAUGGACAUUGAACAGUCGGGGUAUUUCUUCAUUGCCAUGAUAGUUGGAUCUGUGGUGGCUACUACCGUCGGCGUUCUUCAAGACAAACUCCUUCGACUGCCCCAGUGGCGGGCCGACAGCCCUCUCAAUGAGCCGUCUCGCUUUUGGCUGUUCAUGAGGCAUUGGUUCCCUGUCGACGCACCCGAAUCGCGACUAUAUUUCACCUGCAUCACCGCGGUCUUAUUACCGGUCGGGCUAUUUAUUUUCGGGUUUACUGCGAACCAAAAGUUCCAUUGGGUUGCUCCAGCUUUCGGUGUCGGCCUAGCAACCUGGGGUAUUUACUCAGUUCGUGCUGCCGGAACAUACUCGGCGGGGUUUUCCCACUCGUCACCGGCGCCUUGUUUCGGAAUCUUGGAGAGAAACACGCAGGUUCGCUCCUAG
Messenger RNA from Colletotrichum higginsianum IMI 349063, 1674 nucleotides. Its product is annotated as major facilitator superfamily transporter. The transcript is spliced from 2 exons. The record is from RefSeq and is a predicted model, not a curated record. Gene Ontology annotation, biological process: transmembrane transport. Gene Ontology annotation, molecular function: transmembrane transporter activity. The coding region runs from base 1 to 1674 and encodes 557 amino acids. Lineage: Eukaryota; Fungi; Ascomycota; Sordariomycetes; Glomerellales; Glomerellaceae.